AUGGUAUGGGGAAGUUACGAGGCUUCGCCGGCGCAUCUUUCGGACAGAGUUUUCAUCCGAAGUGCCAAAGUCUUGAAUAUGAUUAUCAACUAUAACGACGAUUUGUCCGAGCCAGAAUCAGCAGAUCUCAAUCCCGAACCGCAGUCGCAAGCGACAAAGUUUUAA
Molecule: messenger RNA, 165 nt
Organism: Sclerotinia sclerotiorum 1980 UF-70
Lineage: Eukaryota; Fungi; Ascomycota; Leotiomycetes; Helotiales; Sclerotiniaceae
Exons: 2
Coding region: 1-165 (54 amino acids)
Source: RefSeq, a predicted model, not a curated record